ACUAUGCAAGAUCAAAUUUAAUAAUUGAAGAACUUGUGUUAACCUAUUACUGUAUUAGCUUAUAUACUGAUGUAGUUUUUAGACUAUAGGCUACUUGUUAGUUAAUGGCGUCUAAACGGAAAGUAGACCACGCAGUUAAGGUCCUGGACUCGCUGCAGAAGCUACGAGAGGAAGGUUUUGAUUGUAAUUUUAUCAUCAAAGUUGGAUCGGAGUCCUUUCAUGUUCAUCGCAACAUCCUUGCUGCCUGCUCUGACUAUUUUAAAGCGAUGUUCUCUCACUGCACUAAAGAACUUGCAGAUGGUUAUGUUGAUAUGAAAAAGGUUGAUGAAGAAGGAGUUAAGCAAUGUGUAGAGUUCAUGUAUAGAGGUGACGCUAAUAUAACUCUUAAUAAUGCACAACAUGUUUUACACACUGCUGCUUUGAUGCAACUUCCUCUUUUAACUGAAAAUUGCUUUGAAGUUUUAUAUAAAAGUUUAAAUGAAGAUAAUUGUUUCCUCAUUAAACGUCUCGCUCUCAUGUACAACAGUGAACACACCAAAAAAAUUGUUGAUACAUUUUUAUUGAAGAAUUUAGAGAAACUUCUAGGUUCUGAGGGUUUUUUACAGCUUGAAAAAUCAGAUCUGAUUGAUAUAACCAAAAACCAAAGUGAGAUUGAUAAUGAAGUGCGAUGGAAAGCUUUAUCCUGCUGGAUAAAGCAUGAAGAGGAUCGAAAACAAUAUUUCUUUGAACUUGUUAAGAUGAUAAACUUUGAAAAAUUUGUGUAUUCAUUUUUGCUUUCAACUGUAUGGAUUGAUCCCUUAGUACAAGAAUCUGAUGAUUGCAAGCAUCUUGUUGUUGUGUAUUUGUUUUCAAAUCCUAAUGAGUUGCAAAUGUAUAUCAAUGCACAAAAUUGUUUUCUGCUCAAAGAAAUUGCAACAAAAUUCAAGAUUGAAGAUGCUAAAAUAAUGCUGAUCAUCGAUGAAUUCAUGCUACAAAAUUUUGAGCAAAUUGCAAGUGAAGACAAGUUUGAAAGUAUGGGCAGGGAUGAUGUUCUGCAUUUGUUCCAAGUUGUCAGAUCUUCACAUUGGCAUCAAGUUCACACAGAUAUCACCAAGUGGCGGGCUGCUGUUAAGUGGGUUAAACAAGACCCAGAAAACAAGAAAAAUGUUUUUCCGGAGUUGUUCAAAUGCAUUAAUUUUGAAUGGUUCCCUUUGAUUUAUAUAAAAAGCAAUGUUCGCACUGAACCUUUAGUCCAAGAAUCUCAUGAAUGCAAAGAUAUUUUAAUGGAUGUUUUAUGUGAAAAGGUUAACAAGUUGACAGAAAAUAACGUUUUUGAAAAUUCCUAUGGUAAAACUGGAAAACCUAAACCCAAGAUAGAAUCUGCUGAACUUAUUGUCAUUUUGGAUCGAAGGCAGAGAGAGCUUCAAGGGUUCAACAUCAGAGAUAAUGAGUGGCAUAAGUUAGCAGAUGUGCCCCAAGUGACUAACAAUGGUUUUAGCUUUGUAGUCAAUGUUGGGGAUGUUAUAUAUGUAAUACACAAUAAAAUGUUGUAUCAAUUACAAAAUGAUGCCACUUGGAAAAGGAUGGCAGAUAUUGACUUUAAACAUGACAGAAGCACCAAAGUCAUUGCUUUCAAAAAUCGCAUAUAUGUGGUUAGUUGUGCGACUCUUGCAGACUAUGACACCUUGGCAGAUGAAUGGACAGAAUUGGUUCAGCCAGACAACUUCCGAUCUGGUUUCUGUAUCACAGCAACUAGGGAUCAUAUUUAUGCCAUUGGUGGCUUUCCAUAUACAAAUCAAAUGAAAAGAUACACACCUGAAAAUAUGUCAUGGAUGUCAUGUGAACAAAUGCGCUUUGCAAGAAGUAAUGCUUCGGCAGAAUUUAUAAAUCCUUUCAUAUAUGUGAUGGGAGGUCGCUGUGAAGAAAUGAUACUGAGUUCGUGUGAGCGAUAUCACAUCGGCCUUCAGCAGUGGACAAAUAUACCAGUAAUGAAAUUGCAACGAAGCAAUUUUGCUUCUUGUGUUCUUGAAGGAGAAAUUUAUGCCAUUGGUGGCCAUGGUACUAUAGAAUAUUAUGACACUGAUGAGAGUGAAUGGGAGGUUUUAUCUGCAAUUGGUACAAGACCUUAUGGAAUUACUGCUUGCGCAUUAAGUUGUUGGAUAGUUGAACACACAGUUCGGCCCCUUGGAAUUUGUCGAAAAAAGUUGAUUUUGCCAUGAAAAAGAAUAUGAGACGUUGUGUAGAGAUUUUUAUGAAUGUGUAGCUGGUAGUUUACUUUCAUGAUGUAGUGCAUAAAUAAAACUGUCUGUGCACAUUUUGCAUGUGGUAUGAACUGUAUUAUCACAUCUUGUAUAUAAAGCUGAGACCUUCUAGUUCUUGAAUGUGAAGUUGAACCCGUUGCACUGGUAUCAGCAUGCAAAGUUCAAACCAAUCUAAGCUGGGAUCACUAACAAUCUUAAUAUUUCAAUUUUAAUAUAAACAUCUUUAAAUUGUUUUGAAAUUUAGCUAUUUUGUUAUUACUUUUCUUACAUUAUUAGGCCUACAUCAUAAAUACCACAAUAUUAAAACCUGGGACUAAUUUUUCCACUCUUGACGAACAACAAAAUUGGUCAUAAUAUGCGGGCUUAUUAUUGAAGUGGGUCCUCAAAAGCAUAAUUGAAAAUCACAUUAAAAAAUUCAUUUAGUUGGAUUUGUGAAUUGUGUGUUAGAAAACUGGAUAGUAGCCUAUAUGUUCCAACUGCUGGACUUUUCUUAUAACCUCUUGCAUUAUGUUUCACUGCUUUUCAAUCAUGUUUUCUUUACUAUUUCAUACUUUUUAAAUGUUCCGCUAUAGCAAUUAUCGUUUUAGCAUUUGCUAGUUUUUAAUGAAAUGGUUGUUCUGCUUUCAAUCUUAAUUAUUCACUUUUCAUGUCGUUUGUAUUAUCUAUUGUAUUAGCAUGAUUGUAAUUGCAAAUGUAAGCCCGUUUGGCAAUAUAUUUUUCAGUGAGACUCUGUUCAAAUGAUAAGCUAGUGGUGGUUUCAAAUGCAGAAACCAGCAAUUAAUUUCAAGCAGUUAACUCUUGAGUGAUGUAUAGGAAUGGAGAUGUCGAUUACCUUGGGAAGCCUGGAAGGUCCUCUUCAAUGUUAUUGUGUAAUGCAUACUUGGAAACACCUAUUAUUUUUUUGUGUGUCAGUGUAAAUGUAAUUCAUUGCUCGUCUUAUCUCUGAUGUAAAUAAAAAGUAGUGAAUUGCUUUG
Molecule: messenger RNA, 3214 nt
Organism: Styela clava
Lineage: Eukaryota; Metazoa; Chordata; Ascidiacea; Stolidobranchia; Styelidae
Product: kelch-like protein 36
Molecular function (GO): protein binding
Source: RefSeq, a predicted model, not a curated record